Messenger RNA from Protobothrops mucrosquamatus (brown spotted pit viper), 1129 nucleotides. Its product is annotated as DNA excision repair protein ERCC-6-like 2. The transcript is spliced from 2 exons. The record is from RefSeq and is a predicted model, not a curated record. The annotation marks the transcript as partial. Lineage: Eukaryota; Metazoa; Chordata; Lepidosauria; Squamata; Viperidae.
AGAAGCAGACCGAGUCCCGAAGACAUUUCAUCAAGAAGAAAAAAUGUGAAGCGGGAUCAUUUAACAAGUGAAACCAGCAGGCCUCCUCUCCUUUAUAUUACACAUCCUGUACGCCAGAAGCAGAAGGAGGUUCACCGGAUAGGCUCAAUUACCUUCCUGGUUGGAAAGACACCUAGAAAAAUCCGCAGGAAGCAGUUUGAGGAGAUGGCAGAUCUUUUUCAUAAAGCUCCUGUGGAAGAAUUUGCGAAGCACAUCACUCAAACUACAUCAGAAGAAAGGCAGAAAAUGUUAAAAGAAUUUUACAGUGCAAAAUAUCCAGAGUUAAAAGAUGUUUUAAAAGUUCAUGUCCCAGAUCCUGUUUCAGAAGGAAAUGGAGAAGGCAGCAAAUAUAAAAGCAAGUUUAGGAAAAAAUCCUCCAUUUGUAACCAUGGGCAAUUGAAGCCUGAUCUUCCUAUAAAGCCUGAUCUUCUUAUAAAUCUGGGAGUUCCAGGUAGAUCUGAUGCUGAAGAAAAACAACUUCAGUAUAAGCUUUCUGUACAGGCUCCUGGGGGUCAAAACGGGGAAGAUAAACAAUUGCCAGCUGAUAUUCUCGAAGACAGCAUUAAUGGGAGAAACAGUCAGGCAUCCAAAGACUUUAUGGCAUCUGAGUCACCAGCCGGUAAAUCAAGAAUAAUUGAGGGGCUGUCUGCAUGGAGUUCUAAAGGACAGCUGAAUUUGAAGGGGACACUGUCACCCAAAAAACGUCUUAUGUCUGACUCAGAAAGCAGACAGGCUGAAAUCUGCCAGAAAAAAGCUGUUGCAGACUUGCUAGGAGACACCUCCAUUUUAAAUGACCUCUUCAAAAGUAAUGAAAAUAGUCCAGCCGAGAUACCCAGGAGGCCUCUUAAUGGGCCUGCCGAAAAAGCAGCAACUCGACAAAAAGAUUUCUGGGACAUGCUGAAUGAAGAGAAUGAGGAGUGUCUCCAAAGACUCACAGAUGUGACAGCCAUAGAGAAACUGUGUGAAAGAGCAUCUUUCACUUCUUUGUUCAAAGAGAAAGAAGAGAGUGAGGAAUCCCUUUGGAAGGAAAAUGACAAUUUCUUAUGGAAAAUAGAUAAGAAACCUGACACAGAUGAUGAUUUUUUUUCUG